CCACUGUUUCAGAAGGAGGUAAGGAGCACAUAAGUUGACAAUGCUGAGACGAGCUUAGUGAAUUGCUGCGAGAAAAAUUAAAACUGUCUCAGUUAGUUUUGCUUUCUAAUCUUUAUCUCUACUUCUAUUUUCUCAUAUUUUGUUAUGUGUUUCGUUUAUAAACAAAGUUAAAAUGAUUGGUAUUAAUGAUAGUAUUUUACAAUAUUUUCUAAUUUGUUUAUUUUUAAUUUUUCUCAAUCCAAACUGCAGAGUCUUGUGCGGUGAAGCAAAAGAGCUAAGAAAACAUAAGGUCAAAUUUUGUGACGUGCCCACCACAUUACCCCACACAAAUAUCACAUACCAAUGUACCAAAUACAUCAAGAAUCAAUCAAAAUCUUGUGUUUAUAAUGAAACAGUUUUCGAAUCAACGGCCAUUAAAAUCUCCUGCGAUGAUGGUUAUUCUACAGAUGCAACGGUAUCAGUUUGCAAUGGCAAUGAAUGGGUUCCCCCUAUAACAGGAUGCAGAAAAAUGUGUAAAAAACUGAAUCCUGUAAACGUUCACUUGGAAUGCUUUCGUGAAAAUGUUUCCAUCCCUUGUGAUGAAAAAUAUCUAGUUUCUGGAGUGACAGUGCGUCCAACAUGCGACCAUCUUAACUCGUCAGGAUUUGUGUUUUACCCUGGUCAUCAAGAAAUACACUGCCAAGAAGAUGGUAACUGGGAUAACGAUUUGCUUUCCUGUGUUCGAGGUUGUGGGCGAUUACAAAAAAACUCGAGCGAUUCAGAAACUCGAGGCAUGCCGUGGGACGUCACCAUUUUCCCAUUUAAGGGAAAAAAUGCAUGCUUAGGCACUAUCAUAAGUCCCAGAGUAAUUUUAACCACUGAAUAUUGCGUGCGCAACAUGAUUUCUGGUUAUGAAGAUUAUAAUUCUAUGAGCCGUCCCUCGGAUCCCGACAAUUUCAUGGUAGGAGUUUUCAGAGAUGCUCCACAUUAUGAAAAAAAUUCAUCGUGGUGGGACCGUCUGAAGUAUUAUGCAUACAAACUGGACCCUCUUAAGGAACUCUCACGCUAUACAUUCUUAGAGAUUAAAGAAUUUCGCUAUUUCAAGCAUGGAAAUCAAGACAAAUCCUUUUUUCAUGAUGCAUCAAUAGUAAUCCUUGAAGAAGAAAUCAGUUUCAACUCGCACGUUCACCCAGCGUGUGUUCAGUGGGAAACCCCCAAGAGACUAAAUAUUACUACUGGGAUAGCAAAGGUACAUCACAGUACAAACGAAAAAGGACACGGCUUCGAAGAUCAUUCCUUCUGGAGCCAUGACGCAUGCCAAAAAAAUCCUAAUUACCCUCACAUAGUGUACAACUUUGUAUGUGACCUGUAUACUUUUUAUAAGGCUAACAGAGUCCUGAAUGAUACUAAACUUUCAAGAGUAAGCAAUCAAACUGCUCUUCACGAAGGGAAAUUGUUUUGCAUAGAGCAGAAGCAAGACGAGCUGAAUGUGGUUGUACAUGGAAGCGGGGUUAUGAUUAAGAAUGACGAUCGCUAUUUUAUUAGAGGAAUUGCAGGAGAGGUGCUCCACAUAGACCAAUCAAACAGUGAUGCUCUUGAUGCUAAUUUCAAACACUUCAUGAAUGAAAUUCGUUACAUUGCAAACAUUUCAUAUGAUGAUCUUUCAAAAAAUAUUUCUGAUGCAAUAAGUAAUGGAUCACCUGAUACUGGAUUUGUUGACAAAUCGGUCUUCUUAUUCAAUAAUAACUUUCCAAGUCUUCUACAAAAUCAUCUUAAAUCAGCUGGAACUGAGUUGACGUAUCGCAAAGAAAAGUUAGUUAGCGUUACAGAUGUAGCUGACUAUGUAGAUUGGAUCAAACAUGUUGUAGCUGAAGUUGACCCAUAUUAUAACCCUAGCACAUAAGUAGAGCGAAUGUUUUUUAAAACUUGUUUAGAUAUUUUACCAAGCACCAUUUCUUCAAUUUGUUUCUUUGUAAAAUAUGGCUCCGGUGAAUGUGAAAAAGUACACCUAUUGUUAUCAAAAAUAUCUGUAGAUAUUCGCCUUUAAAUCCAUUAAAAUUUUGAAUAUC
This is a messenger RNA of Planococcus citri (citrus mealybug), 2048 nucleotides long. RefSeq lists its product as uncharacterized. The transcript has 8 exons. The record is from RefSeq and is a predicted model, not a curated record. The coding region runs from base 173 to 1882 and encodes 569 amino acids. NCBI's taxonomy places the organism in Eukaryota, Metazoa, Arthropoda, Insecta, Hemiptera, Pseudococcidae.